This is a messenger RNA of Misgurnus anguillicaudatus (oriental weatherfish), 2320 nucleotides long. RefSeq names its product zinc finger BED domain-containing protein 4-like. The record is from RefSeq and is a predicted model, not a curated record. Gene Ontology annotation, molecular function: protein dimerization activity. Lineage: Eukaryota; Metazoa; Chordata; Actinopteri; Cypriniformes; Cobitidae.
CACAAAAGGUACGCUUUUGGUCAGAUAGACGAUAGUAAACAGCGACUUUGGUUGCAGUUUGCAGGGCUCUAGAGUGCGACCAAUUUGGUCGCACAUGCGACCUAAUUUCUCAAUGGUGCGACUUAAAAAAAUAUCAGGUCGCACUGGUGCAACCCAGGAGUUCGAGGGAAAAAGCCAUGGUCCAGAUCUACUAGGGAUGCUCCGAUCGAUCGGCCGCCGAUCGGUAUCGGCCGAUAAUCACAUUUUAGUACUCGAUCGGAACUCACUAAACAUGGCCGAUCUCACCAACCGAUCGCAAUUUGAUGACGCGUAAGGACGCACGUGAUGCGCGUGACGUAUAUGAUUUAGCGCCGCAGUCAUGUCAUCACCUGUGUGGAACUACUACGACGUUUCGAGAAAUAAUGAAAAGUUCGCUGUUUGCCGUGUAUGUACUAAAGAAAUAUCACGUGGAGGAGCAUCGUCCAAAGCAUUUAAUACGACGAACCUGAUUCGGCACUUAAGAGUUAGCCACCGCGAGACAUAUGUCGAAUAUGAAAAACUGGCAAAUGCAAAAGCCGCAACAGCGACUCUCACGCAGCCAUCAAUUACAGACGUUCUGAAAAAACAUGAACUUUACACACCAGACAGCAAGAAAGCUAAGGCUAUAACUGCAAAAAUAAUGGAAUUUGUGUGCAUUGAUUGUCAGCCGCUGUCAGUCACAGAAGACAUUGGAUUUAAACGCCUGAUUACACAUCUUGAACCACGAUAUCACAUGCCAGGGCGCAAAUAUUUCACUGAUGUAGCUCUCCCGGAGUUAUACCAAAACGUCUACAGCCACAUCAACACUUUACUUCAUGAAAAUGUGACUGCGGUGAGUUUAACAACAGACAUUUGGAGCUCUAGCGUAUCCCCUAUGUCUAUGUUGAGUUUGACGGCGCAGUGGAUAACUGAAAAUUUUGAAAAAAAGCAAGUGAUUCUCCACUCCCAAGAAUUUCCUGGUUCACACACUGCUGAGGCUUUAGUCGCUAAAUACAAUGACAUGUUGCAGGCUUGGAACAUACAAAAGGAGAAAGUGCACGUCGUGCUACGUGAUAAUGCAAAGAAUAUUGCAAAGGCUAUGAGGGAUUGCAAUUUGAACAGCGUGCCGUGUAUGGCACAUACUCUUCAUUUAGUGGUUCACGAGGGAGUUCUAUCACAACGCGCCGUCCGUGAUGCUGUUGCUAUUGGGAGGCGCAUUGUUGGCCAUUUUAAGCAUUCGCCUCAGGCAUACUCCCGUUUAGGAGAUAUUCAAAAACAACUUGGUCAAUCUCCUAAAAGGUUGCAGCAAGACAUCGACACACGAUGGAAUAGUACAUUCUAUAUGCUCACCUCUCUGCUGGAACAAAAACAUGCUUUGAUGGCAUAUACAGCUGACUAUGACAUUCCGAAUCUCAAUGCAACACAAUGGAAAUUAAUUGAAAAUAUGGUUUCCAUUCUUGCACCCUUUGAAGAGUUGACCAAAGAAAUUAGUUCAAUAAAAUCAUCUGUGGCGGACGUCAUCCCAUCCAUAAGUGCUCUGAAACGUCUCCUUGAGAGAAUUUCUGAUUCUGACCAUGGAGUUAAAACAUCCAAACAAACACUCCUGGAAGCUGUUGUAAAAAGGUUCUCCGACAUUCAUAGGGAACCUGUAUAUGUUGUGGCUACGAUCCUUGAUCCAAGGUACAAGGAUAGAUACUUUGAUGAUCAAACCAAACCAGAAGCACACCGACUGCUCAGCGAAGUGUUGGACGUACGAGUGAGGCGGGGACAUAGCUCUGGUGAGAAGAUGGUAGAAACUGUGGCCACACCAAAAACUCUUCCAUCAAGUUCUUUGCAGCAGAUGCAUGAGGAAAUUCUCAGGGACACCAGUGGUAGUGAUGUUUACAAAGAGAGUGAUUCGGUAGCACCCGAGAUAAAUCUGUACCUCUCUGAGCAUGUCAUCCCAAGAUCUGCAGAACCACUGGUGUUUUGGGAGAGUAACAAAGGUCGGUUCCCAGCUUUAGCAGAGGCAGCAAGAGUCUACCUUAGUGCUCCACCAACAAGUGUUGAUAGUGAGAGGCUAUUCAGUACCGCCGCACACGUUUUGGAUGAAAAGAGGAAUAGACUGACUUCCCAAAAUGCAGAAAAACUAAUAUUUUUAAAGAAAAACUUGCCUUACCUAAUUAAGUAGGAAGGAGCCAAAGGAGUUCUCUGCAGCUUGACAAUCACAUAUUGAAUUAUAUUCCUGUUAGUUUUUUUUGGAGUUUAAAUGUUUCUAUUUAUUUUCUCCUUAAUCUAAUACUGGACAAUGUGUAAUUGAACCACCAACUGCUCCAAACUGUUC